This is a messenger RNA of Salvelinus fontinalis (brook trout), 3900 nucleotides long. Its product is annotated as cbp/p300-interacting transactivator 3-like. Lineage: Eukaryota; Metazoa; Chordata; Actinopteri; Salmoniformes; Salmonidae. Bases 232 to 969 code for a protein of 245 amino acids. The transcript is spliced from 2 exons. Gene Ontology annotation, cellular component: nucleus. Gene Ontology annotation, biological process: regulation of DNA-templated transcription. The record is from RefSeq and is a predicted model, not a curated record.
AACCGUAGCUCCACCUCUCUCCCACUGAGUUUUUUUAAAAUAUUUUUUAUGUAUAAUCCCUGAGUUGACCCAGAAAAUAAGCAGUCUGUGCAUCGGCCCUGCUUGAGCAUGAAGUGUAACCCUGUGGAAUACAUUCUGUAAUCUGAAGACACCUCGUUUUGCAAAACUAAAAUAGAAUGUAGCAGUAGCAAAGUCUUUGAACUUUAAUCCGAGUAGAUACGGACAGGAGCCAUGGCGGAUCAUCUAAUGAUGCCCAUGAACCACAACUCUGCAGGCAGGGGCCUCCACGGCUACAGACUGGGCAUGAACGGAGGCCUGGAGGCAGGCAAUCAGCAGCACGUAGUGCCUCAGCCCGGCCUUCGAGCCCUGCCCAAUGGCCAGAUGAUGCACUACGGUGGAGGACCUCAGCAGCAGGCCACCAUGGAGGUGGCCAUGAGGCAGCGGCAAGGCAUGGUGGGGCCCGUGAACAGACAGCUCAACGGGGCUCAGAUGGGCCACCACCAGAUUACGUCUGGUAACAUGAUGUACAACAACGAGCAGGCCCAGCAGCAACACCACACCCAGCACCAUCACAUGAGCCUCCAGCAGCACCCGCAGCAACAACAGCAGUAUAUGAAUGGUGGUCUCACGUCCCAGCAGCUCAUGGCCAGCAUGCAUCUGCAAAAACUCAACACCCAGUAUCAUGGACAUCCACUGGGACCCAUGAACGGCAACCACAUGGGCAACGGGGCAGCCCAGUACCGCAUUUGCCCGGCCCAGCUGGCUAACAUGCAACAGAUGGCCGGGCCGGCUCUGGCCUUGAACGGCAUGGAUGCGGACAUGAUUGACGAGGAUGUUUUGACAUCCCUGGUCGUGGAGCUGGGCCUGGACCGCAUUCAGGAGCUGCCCGAACUCUUCCUGGGCCAGAACGAGUUUGACUUCAUCUCAGACUUUGUGAGCAAACAGCUGCCCAGCACCAUCAGCUGCUGAGUGAGAGAGGACCUGAGUCAACGAUGCUUUGAAGGGGCCUGGAAGGGUGGAGAGUUUGGAAAGACUUGAGUAGUGUGUUGCCCACUGGAAACAACUACUGCUCCGCUUUUCAUUUUUGUGUUGUGCCUUUCACUCUAACAGUGCUAGGUCGCAGAGAAGAGUGAGCGAGAGACACUGGUCUAGAUAGCCACAGUGCUAUGGUGUCAUUUUGUGAAGUGACCAGAGGUGUGGUUCUGUGUUGGGUCGCAGCUCGCCUGUAAUGGGACAUCGUCCUCCAGCAUCUCUUCUCUCCAGAGAUGAAUGUAAACGAAACUGCUGAAUUUGUUCAGAGUGGCUUCUCAAUGUUAAGACACUGUUGCCUCCUACAUUGGACUCAAUGGCAGUUUAGUAGUAAGAUGUAUUUAUUUAUUACUCUCUCAGAGAAAUUAAUAUAGAACCAACCAGAGACCGACAGAUCGUCCAGAGAGAGAAUCAAGUUCUGUUGGUGUUUUGGGUAAGGUCAGGGGAAGCGCUAAGUUUGUCUUUUAACAUUUUUUUUUUUUUUAGUAAAUUGGUCUGGGCCUUCUUUUUGAAAAUAAGCCCCUCAAAUUCAUUUUUGAUCUUCCAAGAGCUUGGAUUUCUCUCCAAGAAUGGAGGCGGCAGUACAAGUAGAAUGCCAUUUCAUGGAUUUGAAUGGAAGUCUAUCAUAAUUGAAUAGCUCACUUUUGGCAAGGAUUGCUUUUAGUUGUGAUGUUCUCAAACCUACUACUUGUACUGUAUACAUCUGUGUUAAUACAGGAAAGUAUGUAAGAUAUAGAACUACAUUAAUUAUGCCAAUUUAUUUUCUUUACUGGUGGUUUUUAUCUUCCCUUUGCGGUCAAGACGGGGUUUUGAGGAUCAAUAAAAAUGGCCUGGAUAUAAGUGUGGCCUGCUUUUACAUUCAUUGCAGAGUAGAGCAUUAAACGUAAUCUGGGGGCUAAAGGGAAUUAUGCCACUUCAGGGCUUUCCAGCCUGCAUGGUCCAGGAUAUUAAAUAACUUAAUACUGAAUUAAUUUAUCUCAGGUGUCCCUGUUUAUUAGGAAUAUCUUUAUCUCCCUCAAGGUAUGCACAGUCUUUUGAUGACAGACAUUUACUGCUGUAAGCAGCAAAUUACCUUCAAUCCUGUCAUGGGAAAUGAUGACUGGUGUGUUAAAAUCAAACUCAAAGGUGCACUGCUAUCCACCAAAAAGCUGAAAGAAGGACCCACAUUGUGGUUUUAGUCAUUGCAUUCCUGAUUAUCCUGACACCAUUAAUAAAAAUAGAUUGAGGAAUGAAUUUCCUGGUUCCUAUGAGUUACGGUAACUUUUCUAUAUGUUGCUGGGUAGAAAGUAGGUGAGACCUGGGGGAGAUGGAGCGGGCCAGGGUUAAUCUACGCUUACCUUGAUGUGGGUUUAACUGAAUUCAUCCCCUGUAAAUUACUACCCCACAGGGGCAAAGAAGUAUGGCACACCUUUAGUGACAGUUGUUAGCUCUGAGACUGCACUUAAUGGUUGGUUGGGGAAGCAAAAUGAGUAUAGGUUAGUGCCAAUAAUAAAUGGCAUAUACAAGCAUGGCUUCUUCAAAAAAAAAUCUGUAUAAAUAUCCCAUGCCUUAUGCAAUGUUAUAGCCACCUGAUAUUAAUUCUAUUAAAUUCAAAUGAGUUUAAUAUUCUAUGGGGUUGGGGUUAGUAUUUUACCUCAGGGCAUGGAAUGCUUGAUUGAUGUCAUAUGGGAAUAUCACCUCCACAUCGAACAGUUAAAGUAGCAUUAUGCAGAAAUAACUCCAAUUUCCUGGUUGCUAAAACUCAUAGUUUGCCUAAUUUCAGUUAGUGACAAAAGAAGAAGAUAGUGUAGAAUCAUUGUACCAUCUAAGCUGCUGUGAAAUAUAUUUCACAUAAGCAAAAAUAUUGUUUCAGCUGUUUGAAGAUGCUGUACAAAAACAAAACGGGAAGCAUAGAAAUAGCGCACAUAGAACAGAUCUACCGCUUCUUAGACUUGCUUUCCAGUAGAUUGAUAGAUCUAUAACUCACAUUUUAUAUGUGCAUUUGGUCAGGUUGCCCAAAAGUUACAUAUUGCCAGUUUAAGAUAAUUUUUUUGGGAACUUGAUGAGUAACAAGUCCUCGCUUUUGUCUAACUCAUUCUAAAAGAGACAUCUAUUUUCAGUAGUUCAAUUGUGUAGAACAAGUUAGCCCUUAAAGCCAAAUUGAAACAUGGAAUCAACUGGAGGUUUGCUCUAAAUGAAACUCACUUGAUCUUAAUUUAACUUACAUUUGUGUUUGCCAAACACAAAAACUCUAGAUUCAGCCGAGGGCAUGUGGGGUUACUUGCGUUGUCAUGAGAAAGGCUGGGGCAUAAGCUACAAUUGCGCUGCCUCUUGGCACCAUCCUUAGUAAAGGUUGCAGGGUCCAUGCCCAGUCUACAGGGUCUUCCUGGGAACUGCCAGUGCAGGCUGUGCUGAGGCAGGUUGACUAACUGGCAGACCACUGGCUCCACAUACUGUAUAUCUGAAAACACACUGCAUUGCAAGGUCCCUCUUUAGCAUCAUUAAAAAAAGUGGUUUCUUAAUCAUUGUGCAUCCAGAGUUAAAUGGGAUUAUGUUCCAUACACCUGUUUGCUCACUCAAUCCCUUGUUAUGUCUCAGUCUCCUACAGAGGGGCCAGUCUAGACAUAGGCUAAGCAGGGUGUGACUGGAAGAAGUUUACAGUUAGCCUGUUUCUGUUUUUCUCUUUCUCUCAGACAAGGCAGCUCACCCACAACAACUGCUAGCUACGCAACUUUUCUUCUUCCUGUGUCGGCUUGCUGUUUUCUCGAUAUGUCAAAGCUCAAAACCCACAUGGAGAGAAAGACUGAUAGAAACAAAAUACUGCAUAUACUGUACACACCAAGGAAAUUCUCCAAUGUGAAAAAAAGUUACAUUAAAAAUUACUUCUUGAAA